Messenger RNA from Vanessa tameamea, 1390 nucleotides. Its product is annotated as rRNA methyltransferase 3, mitochondrial. The record is from RefSeq and is a predicted model, not a curated record. The transcript is spliced from 5 exons. Bases 108 to 1352 code for a protein of 414 amino acids. NCBI's taxonomy places the organism in Eukaryota, Metazoa, Arthropoda, Insecta, Lepidoptera, Nymphalidae. Gene Ontology annotation, molecular function: RNA binding; RNA methyltransferase activity. Gene Ontology annotation, biological process: RNA processing.
UGUUUAUGAAAAAUGUUAGGUAUAUUGUAAUAUAUCAGAAUAAAAAUAAGUAUUAACGUAAUCCAGAUAUUUGUUACUGUUAAAUAAAGUUAAACUCAACCUUAGCAAUGAGUAGGAAUAUUUAUUGUUUUUCUAAAUCUUUUCUAUCACAAAUACCAAAAAUAUCUGCUACUAGGUUAUAUGGAAGAUGGAUGCACAGGAGACCAGCCAAAGUUUUAUUACCAUUCGAACCUGAUUCCCAAGUCAGUUUAACUGAAGAGAAAGUUAUUGACAUCGGUACUGACGGUUUCAAGAAGAACAAAAAUGAAAAAAUCGAAACCAACGAAAGCAAGCCACUCGUGCCGGUAACAAGUCAAGAUCAUUUUAAGCAAUUAAAGGAAAAGAAGAAUAUUGCAUUGAAAAAAAAGAAGUUCUAUUUGAGCCAAAAAAAAGUAUUUGAUGAUAAAGGUGAAAUUAUUUAUGAAAAGUUGAAAGAAAAUGAUGGAAGAAUUAGCAAUCUCUUUGUGAAACUAAAGUCAAAAAAGGAAAGAUUAAAAGCUGGACAAAUGUUAGUUGAGGGCUGGAGAUUAAUUGUUGAUGGCUUAGAAGCAAAUUGUAUUCUGAAAUAUGUAAUAUUCAGCCGUAUUGAAGAUUUAAAUAGUUUGAGACCAUUCCUGCCCAAAACUGGAGUUCAGUUUUAUAAAAUUCCAUAUAAAGAAAUAGAAUUAUGGUCUGAUGUAGAAACAUCACCUGGAAUAUUUGGUGUAUUUGAUAUCCCUAACGCUGACAAUAUUAAGAGGUACUCUAAUCCAAUACCACUCCAGUUUAUUUGUGAUAAUAUACGCACACCAGGAAAUUUAGGUGCAAUUCUGAGAGCAGCUGUCGGAGUUGGAACAGAAAAGAUUUUCCUUACAAAAGGCUGUGUUGAUCUUUGGGAUCCAAAAGUUAUAAGAAGUGCAUCAGGGGCACAUUUCAGACAACCAAUCCAUACUUCAGUUGAUUGGGAGGAAUUACCUAAUUUAUUGGACCAAAAUACAUCAAUAUUUAUAGCUGACAAUAACACAAAUACAUCAGAAACAGCAGAAACAGAGAAUGUUAUUAGGAACAAUAUAUCGGUAUUGCCAUAUUAUGGAAUUGAUUAUGCCAAUUUGAAACAUGUAACACUUAUAAUAGGUGGAGAAACUGAAGGAAUAAGUGAAAAUAGUUACAGAUUAGCUGCAAACAGGAACGGACUGCGUUUAAAUAUACCACUACACAAAGGGGUUGACAGUUUAAACACUGGAAUGGCAGCAGCCGUUAUAGCUUUUGAAAUUAAGAAACAGUUCAUUCAAGCAUGGGCAAAACUAAGAUUAAAUAAGAAUACCGUAACCUAGAUGUAUUCAUAAAUUAUAAGUUAUAAUAGUUAGAUAUG